UCAGUUACGAUUGAGAUUUCGUUGCGAUAAUACUUAAGUUGUCUGAUAUGAUAUCGCUGUCCUCAGCUUAGUAACCAUUCAGUGAUUUAAAACUCCGACUAAAGAUGGACGCUGUCACAUCAGUACUGCUAUCAGCUGUUAUAAUUUUGUUAUCGUACGGGUUCUACCUUUUGCGAAAACAUCUGCGCUUUUUCGCCGAUCUCAACAUACCGCACAUUCCGGCCAGUUUCGAUCUGAUCGACAAAACGACGCAUCCGGCAAAGCAGUUUCAAAAAUGGUAUCGGCAAUUCAAAGGCCAACACCCAUUGGCUGGCAUACUCAUGGUAAUCAAACCGAUCGCCAUCCCACUGGAUUUGGAGCUGAUUAAAUGUAUCUUGGUGAAGGAUUUCCAAUACUUUCAAAAUCGUGGGAUGUACUACAACGAGAAAGAUGAUCCACUUUCUGCGCAUCUGUUCAGUUUGGAAGGGGCCAAGUGGAGGAAUUUACGAUCGAAAAUAUCACCGACCUUCACUUCUGGUAAAAUGAAAAUGAUGUACCCAACGAUGGUUGCUGCUGGAAACCAAUUUAGAGAAUAUCUGAACGAAAAAGCAACGCUAGAGAGCGAAUUUGAAAUGAGAGAUUUGCUGGCAAGAUUCACGACCGAUAUCAUUGGAACAUGCGCAUUUGGUAUUGAGUGCAAUUCGAUGCAGGAACCGAACUCAAAGUUUAGAGAAAUGAGUCGCAAACAUUUUGAGACACGCCGAAAUGACUUGAAAGAUUUGUUCAAAAUGACGUUUCCUAAUUUCGCACGAUUUUUGGGUAUCACUGAAAUUCUUCCCGACGUUUCGGAGUUUUUCAUGAACGUGGUAAAGAGCACCAUCGAAUACCGAGUCAAAAACAAAGUUAGUCGGAAUGAUUUCAUGGACCUUUGUAUAGGAAUGCUGGAGGGGCAAUCGCCUGGCUCAGAUCAACUCACGAUAAAUGAGAUUGCAGCACAAGCAUACGUAUUUUUUAUUGCCGGCUUCGAAACAUCGUCAACGACAAUGACAUGGGCGUUGUACGAACUUUCACGUAACCUGGAUAUUCAAGAGAAGGGAAGAAAAUGUGUUCAGGAGACACUUGAAAAACACAACGGUGUUAUGAGUUAUGAAGCCAUUAUGGAGAUGACAUACAUCGAUCAGAUCAUUAAUGAAACAUUGCGCCUUUAUCCACCGGUUCCGCUACAUUUCCGGGUAGCCACCAAAGACUACCAUGUUCCGAACACGGAUACAGUUCUUCCGGCUGGCACUGCAACCAUGAUUCCCGUCUACGCGAUCCAUCGCGAUGAGGAAAUUUUCCCCGAACCGGAGAAAUUCGAUCCGAAUCGUUUCUGCCCGGAAGAGGUUAGCAAACGACACCCGUACGCGUGGACCCCGUUUGGCGAAGGGCCACGCAUUUGCAUCGGGGUGAGAUUCGGAAUGAUGCAGGCCCGCAUCGGGUUGGUGCUGUUGUUGAAUAAUUUUCGAUUCUCACCGGGACCUAACAGCAGUGGGGAGAUGGAGUUUGUGACGCAUAAUUUUAUACUGACUCCAAAGCAGGGACUGUGGUUGAAAGUGGAGAAAAUUUGAAUCGAUGCCAUAAAAGACAGAGUUGCGGUACACACAUGUAUGCUGUACUUGCAAUUUGUUGCCUCUAGUCUAUUUUUACCAACUAAUUGAAUGAUUAUAUUUUCUAAAAUAUUGUAUUUAUUGGUAUAAAUUCUAAUAUUCUACUUCGCAGAGGACAAUCAGGUACAAUGAAUAAUUUUAAACUAAAAUGCAAUAGAAACACGCAGUAUUACAUCACAGGGUAUGAUACAGCACAUAACCCCAAUAACCUCAUAUUAAUCUUUGAAGUUAGGCGAAAGAACAAUGAGAUUAAAAAUGAUCCUUCAAUAAAAUGCAAAUUCUGCUGAGUAGUUUCAUGCAAUUGAAGCAAUAGUGUUAAUAUCGAUUCGAACAUUUUCUACCUUACUGCAGAACGCAGAUAACCAAUAGUUGCUUCUGCCACAGAGAACAGACGUUAAUCUUGAAUCGUGCCAAUGUGUAAAUUUUUGUAUUGGUUAUUUUGAAGUAUGUCGUUUUGCCGUAUAUUACUUUUUAGCGCUAGUGUUCAUUCCGAUUUGUUUACGUAGUGUAAGCCAAUGCCAUCGCUUGGUGAGAUUGAGUUUGUAUGUAGGGCAGUCUGCAUUGGCGGAGCAUUACACAGGAUUUCAUCGAAACUUUGUAUGAGCCUCCAUGUCUGUUCUCGAUGCUUCUACUCGAUCUAUUUCACAGCCACAGAUUAUAUUAAAAGUAAAACCUAAUUUGAUAAGGUACCAGUAAAAACGUACAAUGCGAGAGAUACUUUAUUCCUUAUCACUACUUUCUUUACUAGCAGAUUUUCCCAUUUAUUUUAUCGAUUCUUUUAUUCUUCCAUGAUGAAAAUUUGUAAGCUCAUAGUGACAAUUUCAGAACACAGAGUAGCAGGUAUAAUAUAUGUGUGUUGAUUCCAUACGGAAUACAAAAAUAAAUUCUU
Molecule: messenger RNA, 2514 nt
Organism: Armigeres subalbatus
Lineage: Eukaryota; Metazoa; Arthropoda; Insecta; Diptera; Culicidae
Product: cytochrome P450 6a8-like
Exons: 2
Coding region: 105-1586 (493 amino acids)
Molecular function (GO): heme binding; iron ion binding; oxidoreductase activity, acting on paired donors, with incorporation or reduction of molecular oxygen
Source: RefSeq, a predicted model, not a curated record